Molecule: messenger RNA, 1302 nt
Organism: Pediculus humanus corporis (human body louse)
Lineage: Eukaryota; Metazoa; Arthropoda; Insecta; Psocodea; Pediculidae
Product: LIM/homeobox protein Lhx9, putative
Exons: 7
Coding region: 1-1302 (433 amino acids)
Biological process (GO): positive regulation of transcription by RNA polymerase II; neuron fate specification; axonogenesis
Cellular component (GO): nucleus
Molecular function (GO): cis-regulatory region sequence-specific DNA binding; DNA-binding transcription factor activity, RNA polymerase II-specific
Source: RefSeq, a predicted model, not a curated record
AUGUUGCAAAAAAAAAGGCGGCUGAGUCUGUGUGUUGGAUGUGGGGCUCAAAUUCACGAUCAAUACAUAUUAAGGGUGGCACCAGAUCUCGAAUGGCAUGCGGCCUGUUUAAAAUGUGCCGAAUGCCAUCAAUUUCUUGACGAAAAUUGUACGUGUUUUGUUAGAGAUGGUAAAACAUAUUGCAAAAGAGAUUAUGUGAGAUUAUUCGGGACCAAGUGUGAUAAAUGCGGGCAAAGUUUUAGUAAAAAUGAUUUUGUUAUGAGAGCAAAAACAAAAAUAUAUCACGUGGAUUGUUUUCGGUGUACGGCUUGCGAAAGACAAUUGGUUCCCGGUGAUGAAUUUGCAUUAAGAGAAGAUGGACUUUUUUGCAAAGAAGACCACGAAGUACUCGAUAAAUCAUGUACGGGAGAACAUAAUAAUAAUAAUACAAAUGUAAAUAAUAACAACAGUAAUAGUGUACAUAACGAAGGAUCCAAUUCUGGUUAUGAAUGGUUAACUUCACGGUUUGAUGCGUUUAAUUCAAUGUGUGCAGAUGAUGUCCGAUUGUGUGUGUCCCAUUUUUUUGCCUACUAUUCGUCGGAAUCGGGUUCGAAUAAAGGUAGAGAUAGCGGAAGCUGUAGAUCGAGCGGAGGAACAAAUAAAGUUUCAUCCGACGGAAAACCGACGAGAGUGAGGACCGUCCUUAAUGAAAAACAAUUACACACGCUUCGUACCUGUUACGCGGCAAAUCCUCGACCUGAUGCUCUUAUGAAAGAACAAUUAGUUGAAAUGACAGGUUUAAGUCCGAGAGUGAUUCGCGUUUGGUUUCAAAAUAAAAGGUGUAAAGAUAAAAAAAGAGCAAUAUUAAUGAAACAGCAAUUGCAACAGGAAAAAGAUGGUAGAAAAUUAGGUUACGGUGGAAUGCAAGGUAUACCAAUGGUAGCAUCGAGUCCUGUAAGACACGAAAGUCCUCUCGGUCUUAAUCCAAUAGAAGUACAUUCUUAUCAACCUCCUUGGAAAGCUCUGUCGGAUUUUGCAUUGCAUACGGAUUUAGACAGGCUUGAUCCGGCAGCUCCGCCAUUUCAACAUUUGGUCAAUCAGGUAAAUUUUUUUAAUUUAAAUCCGCCUCCUCCCCACCAAUCAUUUCCAUCGACGUUAACAAAUCCCACUUUUAUCUCGUCCAUGCACGGUUACGAUAUUCAUGGACCACCAUCACAUCACGAUUUAGGACCCCCACCAAAUGACGUAGGACAUCCAGAUUCAACAGAUUCAUAUGUAACGUACCUGGAAAGUGAUGAUGAUCACGACGGUUCGAGUCCUUAA